Podospora pseudopauciseta is the source of this 2024-nucleotide messenger RNA. It is a transcript of the gene CBF5, whose product is annotated as centromere/microtubule-binding protein cbf5. Gene Ontology annotation, cellular component: box H/ACA snoRNP complex. Gene Ontology annotation, molecular function: RNA binding; pseudouridine synthase activity. The transcript is spliced from 3 exons. Gene Ontology annotation, biological process: box H/ACA sno(s)RNA 3'-end processing; rRNA pseudouridine synthesis; mRNA pseudouridine synthesis. The record is from RefSeq and is a predicted model, not a curated record. Bases 331 to 1746 code for a protein of 471 amino acids. Lineage: Eukaryota; Fungi; Ascomycota; Sordariomycetes; Sordariales; Podosporaceae.
GAAAAAUUUGGAGAGCUUCACUCUGAGCUGCUUGCUUUCUCUCGAUCGCUUCAUCUCGCCCAACACCACGGUGGACAAAUCGUGCGGCUCCUGAAGACCCUCCCUCUACCAGACAGCCGUCCGAAUCGUGAGCCCUUUUAUUCACGGACCACCCAUAUCACCACUGUUUUUCUUUUCUCAAUUCACCUGUCCCCAAGUCGCAAAUCCAGCGCGUCGAGAAAACAGACACCCGACUGACAUUAGUCCCCCGCUACUUCGUCACCAACAACAACAACAAAAACAACAACACCGAUCGCGAGUUGAAUAUAUCGAAUUGCGAUAUCCUUUACGAUGUCCGUCUCCAAGGAUGUCAUCAUGCCCUCGUCGGCUCCCGCUCCCCCUGUGAACGACAAUGAGCUUCCCCUCCUUCUGAAGGGCUACAACGACAUGCUCGUCCGCACCAACCAUUGGACUCCCAUCCCCUAUGGUUGUGCCCCCCACAAGCGUGAUAUCAAGUCCUACAUCUCCAGCGGUGUCAUCAACCUUGACAAGCCUUCCAACCCUUCCUCCCACGAGGUUGUCGCCUGGCUCAAGCGCAUGCUUCGCGUUGAGAAGACUGGUCACUCUGGUACCCUUGAUCCCAAGGUCACUGGCUGCUUGAUUGUCUGUGUUGAUCGCGCUACUCGUCUCGUCAAGGCCCAGCAGGGCGCUGGUAAGGAGUACGUUUGCGUGAUCCGUCUCCACGACAAGGUCCCUGGUGGCGAGGCUGCCUUCGCUCAGGCCCUCGAGACCCUCACUGGUGCUCUUUUCCAGCGGCCCCCUCUUAUUUCGGCCGUCAAGCGUCAGCUCCGUAUCCGUACCAUCCACGAGAGCAAGCUCAUUGAGUUCGACAAUGACCGCCACCUUGGUGUCUUCUGGGUGUCUUGCGAGGCCGGCACCUACAUCCGUACUCUCUGCGUUCACCUUGGUCUUCUCCUCGGUGUUGGCGCUCACAUGCAGGAGCUUCGCCGUGUCCGCUCCGGUGUCAUGUCUGAGGACGAUGGCAAGCUUGUCACGCUUCACGAUGUUCUCGAUGCCCAGUGGGCCUACGACAACGGCGGUGACGAAACCCUCCUUCGCAAGGUCAUCCACCCCCUGGAGACUCUCUUGUGCACUUACAAGCGUCUCGUUGUUAAGGAUACCGCUGUCAACGCCAUCUGCUACGGUGCCAAGCUCACGUUGCCCGGUCUAUUGAGAUACUCCAAGGACAUUGAUGUGCACGAGGAGGUUGUUCUCAUCACCACCAAGGGUGAGGCUAUUGCUAUUGGUAUUGCGCAGAUGAGCACUGUCGAGAUGUCGACCUGCGACCACGGCGUCGUCGCCAAGGUCAAGCGCUGCAUCAUGGAGCGCGACCUUUAUCCCCGCCGCUGGGGUCUCGGCCCUACUGCCAUUGAGAAGAAGAAGUUGAAGUCCGAUGGCAAGCUUGACAAGUAUGGCCGCGCCAAUGAGAACACCCCCGCCGCCUGGAAGGCCAGCUACCAGGAUUACUCUGAGUCCCAGCAGGGCGCUGAGGCUGCCGCCCAGGAGGCUGCUGCCCCUCCCACCCCUGUCAAGGCUGCUGAGCCCGCUGCCGUUCCGGCCGCUUCCUCUCCUGUUAGGGAGGAGAAGGAAAAGAAGCGCAAGAGCAAGCACGAGGGCGAGACCGCCGAAGAGAAGGCGGAGCGCAAGAAGGCCAAGAAGGAAAAGAAGGAGAAGAAGUCCAAGAAGGAUGCUGAGGAUAGCGAGUAAUGGAUUUUUGAGAUGCUCUGAUCUUCUUUUUUUUCUCUGUCGGUUUGCACACACAACCUCUGGGCGUUUUUAUUUGGGGGCUGGUCAAGGGAAAAAUCGGAGGGCGUUUUGGGAGUUUUUGUCCUGUCUGAUUAUCAUGGCAUACAGCUUGUUGGGGUAGCACGUUAUGCAUUAUACCUGGAGCUUUGCGAGUUUGUGUCGGGGGUGGCGGUGGAUGUCUAUAUAGCUGUAUGUAGUAAGAAUGGAGAGUUGUACGAUAUAUUUUGGGUGUGAUGGGA